This is a messenger RNA of Microthlaspi erraticum, 702 nucleotides long. The record is from the annotation of a GenBank genome assembly. Lineage: Eukaryota; Viridiplantae; Streptophyta; Magnoliopsida; Brassicales; Brassicaceae.
AUGCCGUCAGAUCUCUUGUGUUGUGAGGUUGUGUUAGGUAACCUUCGGGGAAGGUUAUGCUGGCAGAUCUCUUUUGUGUGUAAGAUUGUGAUGGGUAACCUUCGGAGAAGGUUAUGCAGUCAGAUCUUGUUUAUGCAGCAUGGCUAUGCCGCUAAACCUCGAGUGCAUGCUAACAUGGUGGUGCGUAAGGCCCAUAUGUUGAGUAUGACUCCGAUGUGGAAAGAUCACGGACGGCUGAGCCGCCAGAUCUUUCGAGGUUCGUGUGGGUACUCUUCCGAGGCAAGGGAAGCUCUGCCUCAGAACCGAGGGUGUAGUCAAGCGCAUUCUCGCACGUCAGAGCCCAACCGGAUUGGCAGCGUGGAGGCUGUGCAUAAAGGGAGGAAGACUCGGAGGAUAACCUGGUCAGCUGCCUUGGCCGAGUAUGAAGGUAACCUUUGGAACAUCUUUUACAAUGGGAUUGAUCAUAAAUACAAGCUUUCUCUCGAUACCGCGAGCAAUGGUAAUUUCAUGACCAAGUCGGUGCCGGAGGCAAAGCUUUUGAUUGAGAAUCUCGCUGCUAGUGAUGCCAAUGCAUGCCCUGACUACAAUAGAAGCGUGAAGACCACGAGCUCAUCAGAAUCAGCUCAAAUCUCGGAGCUAAGGAACAUGGUUUCACAACUACUUAAAGCCGGCAAGGAGUUCACGCCAUUGAAGAUGCCCUAG